AUGCUGACUCUUUUGCUUGCUCUUUUACCUGGUGCUGGGGUUGGAAGCUUCAUAACACAGUGGCCAGAAGAAACCCUUAAGAGAACUGGAGAAACUGUGGACAUCUCCUGCUACCAGAAUUAUACCGAAUAUGCCUACGUGUUCUGGUACCAGCAGCCUCCAAGAAAUAAUCUGAAAUUAAUAGUCACUACUUCCACAUGGAUGAAGAACUUUUAUGAGGAAGGUUAUAGUGAGGCCAAGUUUCAGAUAGCAAACAAUAAUAUUCACUCUGUGAUGACUAUCAAGAAUCUGACAUCCAAGGAUGCAGCCAUAUAUUUCUGUGCUGCGAGUGAUCACACAGUGCAAGAUGAGCUUUUAAUGGACUAUUUGCUCUUCUGUGACAGGCCUGGGAAAAGUGAGGACAAGCUGCAAAACAGUGUGAAUAAUGAAAGACUGAACUUUGGCAGUGGGACAAAACUCACAGUCCUAGGUAAGAAUGAAGAAACCAUACCUCCAGCCGUGGCCAUCUUUUCCCCAUCAAAGCAAGAGAUCCAACAGAAGAACAAGGCCACUCUGGUGUGCCUGGCCUCUGGUUUCUACCCUGACCAUCUGAAUCUGGUCUGGAAGGUGAAUGGUGCUGAAAGAACAGAAGGGGUGGGGACAGAUGAGUUUUCCACACGGAACAGGAGUACCUUUUCAUUGACCAGCCGAUUGAGGAUGUCAGCACAGGAAUGGUUCAACCCUUUGAAUAGUUUUGAGUGUAUUGCCAAAUUUUUUAUGAAUGGAACCCAGAAAUCGAUACACAAGUUAAUCCACGGUGAUGCUGGUUGUGCACUCACAGAAGAGUCCUAUCUGCGGUAUGGAAAUUCUCUGAAGCUUACCUACCUCAUGCUCUGUGGCAAAGCUUUGCUCUAUGCAGUUCUGGUGAGCAGUCUGGUGUGGACAGCCAAG
Messenger RNA from Merops nubicus (carmine bee-eater), 930 nucleotides. RefSeq lists its product as uncharacterized. Gene Ontology annotation, cellular component: plasma membrane. The transcript is spliced from 7 exons. The record is from RefSeq and is a predicted model, not a curated record. NCBI's taxonomy places the organism in Eukaryota, Metazoa, Chordata, Aves, Coraciiformes, Meropidae. The annotation marks the transcript as partial. Gene Ontology annotation, biological process: cell surface receptor signaling pathway.